This is a messenger RNA of Hippopotamus amphibius kiboko, 954 nucleotides long. Its product is annotated as olfactory receptor 52A1-like. The transcript has a single exon. Gene Ontology annotation, biological process: G protein-coupled receptor signaling pathway. The record is from RefSeq and is a predicted model, not a curated record. Gene Ontology annotation, molecular function: olfactory receptor activity; G protein-coupled receptor activity. Gene Ontology annotation, cellular component: membrane. NCBI's taxonomy places the organism in Eukaryota, Metazoa, Chordata, Mammalia, Artiodactyla, Hippopotamidae. Bases 4 to 954 code for a protein of 316 amino acids.
CUUAUGGGAACUGCUAACUUGUCAUAUCUGAACCCGAAGACAGUGACCCUGAUUGGGAUCCCUGGACUAGAGCACGUGCAGUUUUGGAUUGGAUUUCCUUUCCUUAGUGUGUGCCUGGUGGCUCUGCUAGGGAACAUCUUCUUAAUAAUCAUCAUUGCAACAGAACGCAGUCUUCACCAACCCAUGUAUAUCUUCUUGGCAGUGUUGGCAGCCACUGACCUAGGGCUCUGUGUAGCCAUUGCUCCCAAGAUGUUGGCUAUCUUCUGGUUUGGCUCUUGUUCCAUGGCUUUUGAUGCUUGCCUCACGCACCUCUUCUUCAUCCAUGCCUUUCAGGGCAUGGAAUCUGGCAUCCUGUUAGCCAUGGCCUUUGACCGCUAUGUUGCCAUCUGUGAUCCUUUGAGGUAUACAUCCAUCCUCACACGUCUCUUUCUAGUUCAGAUGGUACUGAUGGUGACAAUUCGGGCAAUGGUGCUAGUUGGGAUUUUACCCAUUCUACUCAAAAGAUUGAAAUAUUUCCAAUCUGUGGUUAUUGCUCAUUCUUACUGUGAGCACAUGGCUGUGGUCAAGUUGGCUGCAGAAGAUGUCCAUAUUAACAAAUCAUAUGGGCUCUUUGUGGCUUUUGCAAUUCUAGGUUUUGACAUGAUCUUUGUUUUCAUGUCCUACAUUCUGAUUUUUCAGGCUGUUUUUCGUCUGCCUCAGAAGGAGGCACGACUCAAAGUGCUCAACACUUGCACUUCCCAUAUUGUCAUCUUCCUGGAAUUUUAUAUCCUUGCCUUUUUUUCCUUCUUCAGCCACCGUUUGGGACAUGUAUCACCCUAUGCCCAUAUCUUCUUGUCUACUAUCUAUCUGCUUAUUCCCCCUGCCCUUAACCCCAUUGUCUAUGGUGUGAAGACCAAGGAGAUCCGCAGGCACGUUACUCAGAUUUGUAUUCUGGAGCAUGACACCCAGCAGUAA